AUGGCCGGUACAAGGAAUUACGACUUUUUGAUCAAACUGUUGUUGAUUGGUGACUCGGGCGUCGGUAAAUCAUGCUGUCUACUGCGAUUCAGCGAGGACUCAUUCACUCCGUCGUUUAUUACCACUAUUGGCAUUGAUUUCAAGAUCCGCACUAUCGAACUCGAUGGCAAGCGCGUGAAGCUCCAAAUAUGGGAUACAGCUGGGCAAGAGCGAUUCAGAACAAUUACAACAGCUUACUAUAGAGGAGCAAUGGGGAUUCUCCUUGUUUAUGAUGUCACUGAUGAACGGUCGUUCCAGAAUAUCCGCACAUGGUUUUCCAAUGUGGAGCAGCAUGCGAGUGAAGGUGUUCACAAGAUACUUAUUGGCAACAAGUGUGAUUGGGAAGAGAAGCGAGCAGUAUCGACCGAGCAAGGCCAGCAGCUAGCGAAUGAGCUAGGUAUUCCAUUUCUAGAAGUCUCGGCCAAGAACAACAUCAACAUUGAAAAAGCUUUCUAUGAUCUUGCUUCAGAUAUCAAGAAAGGAAUGGACACAUCAAAGUCUGAGCAGGUCAGCUCUCAGGGCGUUAGUAUAGACCAGCAAGGUUCUGGCUUGAACGGCAACACAAGCGGAAAGUGUUGCUAA
Aspergillus uvarum CBS 121591 is the source of this 621-nucleotide messenger RNA. It is a transcript of the gene srgA, whose product is annotated as Rab family GTPase srgA. Gene Ontology annotation, biological process: regulation of exocytosis; protein secretion; protein localization to plasma membrane. NCBI's taxonomy places the organism in Eukaryota, Fungi, Ascomycota, Eurotiomycetes, Eurotiales, Aspergillaceae. The coding region runs from base 1 to 621 and encodes 206 amino acids. Gene Ontology annotation, cellular component: endosome; plasma membrane. Gene Ontology annotation, molecular function: GTP binding; GTPase activity. The transcript has 3 exons. The record is from RefSeq and is a predicted model, not a curated record.